Molecule: messenger RNA, 1646 nt
Organism: Pseudophryne corroboree (corroboree frog)
Lineage: Eukaryota; Metazoa; Chordata; Amphibia; Anura; Myobatrachidae
Product: adenosine deaminase domain-containing protein 2-like
Exons: 9
Coding region: 245-1519 (424 amino acids)
Biological process (GO): RNA processing; adenosine to inosine editing
Cellular component (GO): cytoplasm; nucleolus
Molecular function (GO): tRNA-specific adenosine deaminase activity; double-stranded RNA adenosine deaminase activity; double-stranded RNA binding
Source: RefSeq, a predicted model, not a curated record
GUCCCUUAGCCCACUUGAUUCUAGCAUCUACCCUCACCCCAUGUGUCCCGGCGUCGCAGCAGCGAGAUGACGGGCACCCGUCUCCCUGCACAGCGGCAGUCGGAGGCAGGAGCUCAAUACUGAGCUCCGGCUUCCGGCUCUGUCAUUGCGCGCUAUGGGAGAGACGUCAUGACGUCUCUCCCAUAGUGCCGAGGAGCGGACGCACAGAAGACUGCAGCUGGACACGAAGCGGGGCUAGGUAAGUAUGACCUACAUGAUGGAGAGUGUGCCCGGGUUACAGAAGCGUUAUCACACUCUCGCUGCUGACCUGGAGCAAUGUGGAGAGGAUGCUGGUCUGAUGGCUGGAUGUGGAGAGAAUAUUAUCACACAUGAGCAGAGAUGUGCAGCUGUGGCCAAUGACACCUUUCACUGCCUGUUGGGUGACACCGAAUAUUACCAGCACAGGACCAGUCUAGCUGCCUUUAUCCUACAGAGAGGUCUCCCAGGCAAGAAAACUGAUGAUGUGUAUGAGGUGGUGGCCCUAGCGACUGGGGACACUUGGUACCAGGGAUGGCAGGAGUAUCAGGGGCUCCUAGUUCAUGAUAGCCACGCAGUGGUGGUGGCAAGAAGGGCGCUGCUGAGAUACCUUUACAAAGAGAUCACCCUGUACUACAGCGCGCUGCCUGAGGCCGGUAAGAAGACUAUAUUCUGUCCUUCUCAGCAGAGCCAGUCCCUGGUGCUUAAACCUGACAUUUUUCUGCACCUCUAUGUGAGCUCCAUCCCGGAAGGAGCCACUCCAUCCUGCCUGGCAUGGGGAGAACAGACCACUGUACCCCUGAGUGUCCACUCCAAGGGGUCCCUGAUCUCAGUGUGUGACUGUCCCCCCAGUGUACUGGCUGCACUUGUGUGCUGUAUGUCUGCCACUGACAAGCUGCUGAAAUGGGGCGUACUUGGGGUGCAGGGAGCUCUGCUGAGCCAGAUUGUGGAGCCGCUGUACAUAACAAGCAUAGUUAUAGGAAGCAGCGAGCAGCAGAUAGACGCUCUCUCCAAGGCUGUCUUUGGCCGACUUCAGCCUCCCCUUGACUUGGCUCUGUUCCCGUCCUAUGCUGUACACUAUCCUUACUUGUUCAUUGGACCGGAAGUCAUUAGCAAACAACCUGCACCCAUCCACCCCACUCACAGUGUGAAUUGGUGCAAGGGGGACAAGAAUGUGGAGGUUCUGGAUGGCAGCACUGGACAACCGCUGGACGGCUCUCUCACCUUCCCACAUUGUCCUGGGAGCCAGCUCUGCAAAGCAGCUAUGCUGGUGUAUUACAUCGGUGUCCAGUGCUUACUGGGGAAGCCACAGCUACAGGUCUCCUAUUACAGCGCUAAGGCUUCUUCAGAUCAGUACCAACGUGUCAAGACUCUGCUGUACUCUCAUCUGAGGGCCCAUGAUCAUGGGAUGUGGCCCCACAAGCUCUGUGUGGACAGGUUCAGAGCCACAAUUAGGCAGGGGCAUGAUGGAGACUCCUGGCUCUUCCAGUCUGAGCUUCGUUGAUGAUUUCUGUCACUCAGUGCAGUCUCCUGUUUUUGUUUCUUGCCUGUUUGUUAUAUGAGUGGUUUUCUCUCUCUUUAUUUGGUUGAUGUAGACAUUUGGAAAGUCAUUAAAAGAUUUUUUUGCUGGA